CGCUUCCUCUCAGUUGUCAUGGCCGCCUGACAGCAUGUCGGCCGUCCCAGCUCAGUGAAGCAGCGGAGUCCGUCAUCUUUACAGAUGUGGGGGAGAAUAUUUCUGAGCCCCAAACUACUCAGCAGAAUUCAUCUCACUUGGAGUCACAGACAUUUAUUCACUAUGCAGUUGAAAACCAAGGAGUUUGAGUCACUGUUCACCGAUGGAUUGAACAGCCUCGCAGACAUUUUUGAGAAGCACCGGUUUGAGCUGAGGAUUGCAGGAGGGGCGGUGCGGGACCUGUUGUCAGGGCAGCGACCCGAAGAUGUGGAUUUUGCGACGACAGCAACACCUGAAGAAAUGAAGCGCAUGUUCCAGGCUGCAGGGAUCCGAAUGAUCAACAACAAAGGAGAGAAACAUGGGACCAUCACUGCCCGGCUGCAUAAUGAGAACUUUGAGGUGACCACCCUGCGUGUGGACGUACAAACAGAUGGACGGCACGCCGAAGUGGAGUUCACCACAGACUGGCAGAAAGAUGCCGAACGCAGAGACCUCACUAUUAACUCCAUGUUCCUCGGGUUGGAUGGGACCCUGUAUGAUUAUUUCCAAGGUUAUGAGGAUCUCCAGAACAGAAAGGUUCGUUUUGUUGGAAGUGCUGCUCUUAGGAUCCAGGAAGAUUACCUACGCAUUCUAAGAUAUUUCAGAUUCUAUGGGCGUGUUGCGUCUGAGCCUGGUCAGCAUGACCCAGACACGCUGGAGGCGAUCCAGGAGAAUGCCCGUGGCUUGGCAGGGAUCUCUGGAGAGAGGAUCUGGGUGGAGCUGAAGAAGAUGCUGGUGGGGAACCACGCUGCACACCUGCUGGAGCUCAUUUAUGAGCUCAGCCUGGCUCAGUACAUAGGUCUCCCAGCAGAGGGCAAUGUUGAGGAGAUGAAGCAGGUCUGUCAGAAGGCAUACGGCACCUCUCCUAAGCCCAUGACUGUGCUCGCAGCUCUGUUCCGCAGCCCAGACGAUGUCGAAAGGUUGGAUCUGCGGCUAAAGAUCUCCAGAGAGGAGAAGACCUUGGGCCUUUUUCUUGUCAGACACAGGCGAGACCUCGUUAAGGGGCAAGAUGAGCAUGAUGGCCUCAAGCCAUUCACAGACUUCAUUAUAGACAGUCGAGAGCCGGACGCCCAGAGCAAAGCGCUGGAGCUGCUGAAGUACCAGGGUGAAGUGAAGCUCUUGGCUGAGUUAAAACGUUGGUCCAUCCCCCGAUUCCCUGUCAGUGGGCACGACCUCCGUCGUCUGGGCAUCACCUCGGGCAAGGAGAUUGGCACAACCCUGCAGGAGCUCCGUGACAUUUGGAAGAAGAGUCGUUACCAGCUGGGCAAGGAAGAACUCCUGAGCACCAUCAGCAGGUCCUGAUUUAAAAUGAACAAAACCAGUGACAGGACUGGUUUUCCCAGACUCAGAUAUGCUGUCAUGCCUUAGUAAUUCAGAAGGUGCAGUACGCUCUUAUCUCCAUAAAAUGUACAGCUAACACAGAGAUGAUAAAUGCGGAAGAAGAUUGGCUGUAUAUUGGUUCUCUCAAGUCUUUUUCUGUAUAGACUGUCGCUAAGCUCCUGGCUGUCCCAGCUGCAUGAGCGUGAAGAAAGUUGGUAAUAAACUUCUGGUUGUGCUUCCCAGCAUCUUUGUGGGAGUACUGACUGCACCUCAGAACAGCUGGGCUCCAAGGAUCUGGCCAGAAAUAGAAAACGGUGGAGAAAUAAGCAAGAGUAAUAAGCAAUACGCCAGGUGUGUGAGUCAUGGAGAUGAUGGACAGAAACUCUGCAUGCUGCCCUGUUCGUACCGCAGCAAUCUCAGCCUCGUUUUCCCUUUUUUCUCCUCUAUUAUCAGUGAUUUAAGUUUGGCAUUUGAUGUUCAUUUGUUAUUCAUGUUAUUUUGGACUUCAAUUUCACAGUGACUCAUCUGAUUUCAGCAAAGUCUGUUCUGCUUUCUUAAUUUAUUGUGACAUUUUUGCCCUCUGUUAAUAUAAAGGUGUAUUUAUCCGUUGGAGAGAUGGUGUAAUUUUGUGUAAGGAGGAGCACUUUAGCUGCCUCUUUGUCUAAUGCAACGUCAGACAUUGGUUCUUUAUGGAAGGAGGGGGUAGAGAAAUCCAGGAUGUUUCCAGGUGGUUAUGUAACUCUUAAUAUCAUAUUUUGAAGCAACAAAGUAAACUAAAAUGCCAAAGUC
Molecule: messenger RNA, 2187 nt
Organism: Colossoma macropomum (tambaqui)
Lineage: Eukaryota; Metazoa; Chordata; Actinopteri; Characiformes; Serrasalmidae
Gene: trnt1
Product: tRNA nucleotidyl transferase, CCA-adding, 1
Exons: 8
Coding region: 85-1380 (431 amino acids)
Biological process (GO): RNA processing
Molecular function (GO): RNA binding; nucleotidyltransferase activity
Source: RefSeq, a predicted model, not a curated record